AUGUCUCAAUAUAUCGAAAUUCAAGGUGCAGAAAAAAUUGGUUCUGGCGCUUUUGGAAAAGUUUAUCGUGCAAAAUGGAAAAAUCUAGGUCAAUAUUUAGCUUUGAAAUCUUUCUUUAAUUUAAAUGAUGUCACUUUAAAGAAAUUGUCAAUGAGAUUAAACUCCAACUUUUAA
Messenger RNA from Rhizophagus irregularis DAOM 181602=DAOM 197198, 174 nucleotides. The record is from RefSeq and is a predicted model, not a curated record. NCBI's taxonomy places the organism in Eukaryota, Fungi, Glomeromycota, Glomeromycetes, Glomerales, Glomeraceae.